CUUCUUUACCAGCGCCCGCUCUCACCUUUGAUGGCGGCUCCACAAUGACGCUCUUCUCUCAACAUCCAUCAUACACGCCGGUAUGGCAGAAUCAUCAAUCAUGAUCUCUUGAGCGUCAAGAUUCAAUUUCGUACUGCUGGACGGCGUCUUUUUCUGUGUAGCAUCCAAUAGGUAUACAAUUCUAAAGAGAGUGGGCGACGACAAUUGCUAAGCAUGCCUCACAGAGCCAUAAGACGAGCGUCAUCUUUGGGAUAAAUCAGCUUUAUAGCUUAUUACUUCAGACGCCCCACGUCAAAGUAUUUCUCAAGAACUAUACUAUUAGCAACGUCUAUUGUAUAAUAAGAACAGCAUGGCGGCAGCCUCACAUCGUCAUCGCACCUUCACCCCGCCAGCUCAUCAACGAGACCCCAAUUCACGGCCCAGACCUGUGUCAGCCUCAGCCCUUGCGAGCAUUGAGAAGCAGCGUCGAGAUUUUGUGAGGGAUCUGGGGCCGUGCCGGAGUGGAUGCGAGGAUCUGGACAGUUAUGUCCUUCUUGCGGGCGGGUUUGAGCGGGGGAGCGUUGUUGGGAUAAGCGCGGAGGAUGAAGAUGGAGUGGGCCUAGGUCUCCAAGUGCUGGCAUGCUCUCUCCUGGACAGCGCCGCUCAAAAAGUCCAAGUCAUCACGCCGAAGCCGCCCAGCACCAUUGUCGUGCUGCUGAAAAACGCCAUGACAGCUGAGCUCAAAGCAAGAGGCGUCUCAGGCUCUGAUGAAAUUGCGGCCCGGAGGAGAGACUGUCUGGAUCGAAUCAUGCUUUCACGAGUCUUUGAUAUGGAUGGGCUGGAUGAGGUUUUGGCGGAUCUGGACGCCACGGCUGCUGCUGCUGCUCCUAGAGGUGGUAAGGAGGAAGAGGAGACUAUCGAGAUACAAUCAGCCGAAGAAAUAGCUCCGGAUAAUCACAGCCUUCCGAAUAGACAAGUCGACAACAAAAACAACGGCAAGUCCACCACCACAACAGCUUCUUCAACCCCCGACAUCGUCCUCAUCACCCACUUCUCCUCCCUCCUCACCAGCUUCUUUACCCAGCGCGACAAAUCAGCCGCUCACGUCGCCCUCCGCCUCCUCGCCACCCGUCUCCGCCAUCUUUCCAGAACGCUCCCUUCAAACCCGCUCAUCCUCCUCCUCAACUCUACAGACUCCGAUCAGCAGUCAUCAUCCACUGCCUACAAAUCGGCUUCUUCCUCCACCGACCCAACUCUACGAUCCGUCUUCAACCCAGCCCACCACGCCAGCACUUCAUACAAGGCGAACAAACCAACCUUUGGCCUCGUCUUCACUCAGCUGCUUGACCUUCAUCUCCUUUGCACGCGAGCUCCGCGCCACAGCAGAGCGGCGACUUCUUCGCUCCGUGCCGUGACGGUCGUGGAGGUGCUGUUGGAUGAAAUAGGCUUGUGGGAAGGGGAAAGGGGGCAGAGGAAGAGGAGAGAACAGCGAUGGACUAUUAUGGCUUCUCGCAAUGGCCGUAUGGUUAGUGUCCCCGGCAGUGGGAGAAAAAAAGAAACCCAGAGUGAUGAUUAGGGAAUUACUAUGGAUGAUUCAUUUACAUCAUAGUCGCUUCAUCCGUCUUUUUUCUUCGCUGUCUCUCGUCUCACUGCUGUCGCUGUAAAAGCGGACAGACUUAGAAUAUUGAGACAAGUCGAGUGUAUCAUAAGUAAAUAUUGCCUAGAACCUCUUUGAAUCAAUCACUCGUUACAUGAAAUCUCAAACAGAUAUGCCAAAAGCUGCGAGCUGCCACGUCUACUACAGGUAUUUGUGUGUAAAUGAAUCUACCUCCAAUUAUAAGCGUCCUCUUAGAAAAGUUCCGGGUUUCAAGUCCUAUGCCCCUAAGUUACAAAGCUUCCCACUCUCAUCUACGUACAACGUCUCCCUUCAUUUUGAUACUCAAAUUCCAUCCCCUCUCCUCGGAUGGCUCUAGGUGAGCUCAUCCACUUGCUUGCUGCUCCUACACUCGCCUAGCUCACUCUCGCCGCUCACAUACGACCAAAAGCAGAAAACAAGAACCAAUAAAGAGAAAUGACGGAAAUGAGAAAUGGAAAAAAAAAAAAAAAAGGCAGAAUGACAUUAAAAC
Messenger RNA from Trichoderma atroviride IMI 206040, 2105 nucleotides. Lineage: Eukaryota; Fungi; Ascomycota; Sordariomycetes; Hypocreales; Hypocreaceae. The record is from RefSeq and is a predicted model, not a curated record.